Molecule: messenger RNA, 1227 nt
Organism: Solea senegalensis (Senegalese sole)
Lineage: Eukaryota; Metazoa; Chordata; Actinopteri; Pleuronectiformes; Soleidae
Product: Kv channel-interacting protein 2-like
Exons: 9
Coding region: 309-1076 (255 amino acids)
Biological process (GO): regulation of potassium ion transmembrane transport
Cellular component (GO): voltage-gated potassium channel complex
Molecular function (GO): potassium channel regulator activity; calcium ion binding
Source: RefSeq, a predicted model, not a curated record
CAUCAUCACCAUCACACGUGAACCUCACAGAAGUGACAGCAGGUGAAGCGCGGACGCCGUGGAUGUGAGCGCGCGCUGAUGCUGAGUUGCGUUGGGUUUGGUUUGGAGACACGUCGGACCGUCCGAGCUUUAUUGCUCACUUUACUGAGAUUUGCCUCGCAGACUUCUGGGUGAAGAGACCGUGAUGGAUUGCGGACAGAGAUGGAUCCGGCGCAGAUCUGGUAGAUGAGCUGCGGUCUUGGCUCCGCACAUAUGCGCAGAUCCUGCAAAAGCUGAAGAAGCAGAGGACGCAGCGUUGGUGAGAAAACAUGAAAUCCAGGAGUCAGGAGCAAAGUUUGACAGACUCCAGAGAGCUGGACAGAUCUCAUGAUCCACUCACAGGUAAUCCCCCAUCCAAAUCCAGUAAAAAGACCAUAAAGCAGCGGUUCCUCAAACUGCUCCCCUGCUGUCGCUCCGGCUCCGGCUCCGGCUCUUCAGUUCAUCAAAGAAGUAUAGCUGACGACGGUGAACUGUUGACCGUGUGUCACAGACCGCAGGGACUCGACCGCCUCGUACAACUGACCAAUUUCAACAAGAUGGAGCUGCAGGUUCUUUACCGAGGAUUCAAAAGUGAGUGUCCCAGUGGUGUGGUGAAUGAGGAGACGUUUAAAAGCAUCUACUCACAGUUCUUCCCACAGGGAGAUUCAAGUAUGUACGCACAUUUCCUCUUUGAAGCCUUUGACACUCACAACAAUGGAGCGGUCAGCUUUGAGGACUUUGUUCGGAGUCUGUCCAUCAUCCUGAGAGGCUCCACCGCGGACAAACUCAGCUGGGCCUUCAAUCUGUACGACCUCAACAAGGACGGCUGCAUCACCAGAGAGGAGAUGACUGACAUCAUGCACUCCAUCUACGACAUGAUGGGGAAGUACACUUACCCCAGCAUGAAGGACAGCGCUCCCAAGGACCAUGUUGAAACCUUCUUUCAGAAAAUGGACAAGAACAACGACGGCGUGGUCACCAUCGACGAGUUCCUGGAAACAUGUCAAAAGGAUGAAAACAUCCUUCAGUCCAUGCACUUGUUUGAUCAUGUGAUCUAAAGUCUGGUGGACGCAGACGCAGCGUGAUUCUCCCGCCUGCUUGUCCUCGUCUCCUGUGUCCACACAGUCCUUCAACUGCCCCGAACCUGAGUGGGUGUCGUUUCCGGGGCCUCGACAGACCUUUGACCUUUGACCUGAGGGUAUAUGUAUA